Messenger RNA from Platichthys flesus (European flounder), 3313 nucleotides. Its product is annotated as GTPase HRas. Gene Ontology annotation, molecular function: GDP binding; GTPase activity; GTP binding. Gene Ontology annotation, cellular component: plasma membrane. Gene Ontology annotation, biological process: Ras protein signal transduction. The transcript is spliced from 6 exons. NCBI's taxonomy places the organism in Eukaryota, Metazoa, Chordata, Actinopteri, Pleuronectiformes, Pleuronectidae. The coding region runs from base 327 to 896 and encodes 189 amino acids. The record is from RefSeq and is a predicted model, not a curated record.
UCUCUGUCUGUGGGAGCACAUUGUUCAACGCGGGCUCGGUUCACCCACAGAGCCCAGGAACUCUCCGGCGCAUUGUACCCAGUGAAAACGCAAAAAUCGCUGCCCGAGCUGGGAAGGAGAAGACGAAGAAGCUGCGGGAGAUAACUGGAGACGACGGGGGAAGCAACAAAAACACACACACACACAAAAAAAAGAAAAAACCAAACCAAGAAAAUUGAGUUUCCUCUUGAAAGAUUUUUCCUCCUCCCCGGUGGUGGACCGAGCAAACGUCGCUAAUUAGACCCCUGCUUGUUCAGUGGUGCGUGUGGUGAGCAGCAGCGGAAAAGAUGACGGAGUAUAAGCUGGUGGUGGUGGGAGCUGGAGGCGUGGGCAAGAGUGCACUCACCAUCCAGCUCAUCCAGAACCACUUUGUGGAUGAAUAUGACCCCACCAUAGAGGACUCGUACCGGAAACAAGUUGUGAUUGACGGGGAGACCUGCCUGUUGGACAUCCUGGACACUGCAGGUCAGGAGGAGUACAGCGCCAUGAGGGACCAGUACAUGAGGACAGGGGAGGGUUUCCUCUGUGUCUUUGCCAUCAACAACACCAAGUCUUUUGAGGACAUUCACCAGUACAGAGAACAGAUUAAACGUGUAAAGGACUCAGAUGAUGUUCCCAUGGUGCUUGUCGGAAACAAAUGUGACCUCCCAGCACGCACGGUGGACACGAGGCAAGCCCAGGAACUCGCCCGCUCCUACGGCAUCCCUUACAUCGAGACCUCUGCCAAGACACGACAGGGAGUGGAGGAUGCCUUCUACACACUGGUCAGAGAGAUCAGACAGCAUAAACUGAGGAAGCUGAACCCACCUGACGAGAGCGGUCAGGACUGUAUGAGCUGUCGCUGUGUGGUAUCGUGAUGCAGCUGACAGUUGGACGUUGAGAAUAAAUGCUACAGCGCGUAGUGGCAGCAUGGACUUAAAGGCAGGAAGAUAAAAACAACUCAAUGAUGAAAUAUAAACUUUUUCAAAAAGAGGACGAUUGAAGCAAAAACGCUCUCGAGGAAACCACCAGAGCUGACUGAACCAUAGACCCUGUUAUGGAAAGGAGGAUUUUGGGAUUGUUGCCUAUUAAGUGGCUGGCCGAACAAGCCUGGUCUGCUCCCUUUUUUUGUUUCUUUUUGGUCCACUCGUCGACCUGUGAGCAACACCACUAAUGACUCUUUGUCAACUCCAGUGCGGCCUCGCUGGGUAGCUCCACACGUUUUCUGCUAACUUAUUGUUUUCAGUCUCAACACUGGUCUUAAAGGGGGCGUCACCAACCGCCCUCCUACAUUUGCCUAAUCCCGCUCCCCUUUGCCUGACCACUGGAAGGACCGACUGACUGAAAUGGAAAGGACUGGAAUUGACAAUUAGUUACCCUAACAGCUCUUACAAGAUUUUUCAUCUCCACCUGACUCCAACUGCCUCUGGUUUCCCCCGAUUGGCUUCGUCAUACUGAUUACCGGGGGUGGAGGUUGACAUGGGAACGACUAUUAUUUGUCAUUGUUGUUUAACAGUUAGCCUAGCGGUAAAAGUCUUUUUGAUUUUGAUUUUUGAUAUGGAACAUUUUUGGUGAUUGGAGGAUUUUGAAAGUCCCUGAGCACUAUGUGAGCGAGGGUGUUCGUUUCCAACAAUGCCUGGUUUGACUUUUUUUUUCCAAGACUGGCCUGACAUAGAAGUUCUUUUUCAGGGUAGAUAUCUCAAAUGGAAAAUAUAGAGAUAGAUGAAUUUCAAGAAUUCAGCUGCCCUCUCUCCUCGCAGAUGUUUCUUUGCUAAGAGUUGUCUUUGUGAAUUAAUAAUAAUAGUAACAGCUAGUGUACGUAGGUUCUGGUGCAAUAGGAUUCUUAACUGUCCAAUGAACACAAAGUAUUGGGAAUAAACCACCUCUCAUGACUACUUAUUUUCCUGUUUCACUUCGGUUGAGGGGGCGAGAGGUACAGUGCAUGAAAGUGUAGUUGUCAUCAUUGCAGUUGCAGGAGAGGCUACCUGUAGAUAUGGAUAAACGCAGAUUGUGGUGUUGGGUGACUUUCUUUCCAGCUUUCUUUCCAGCAACUGCAGAGCGUGUAUAACUUAUUUGCAACAUGAUGAUUACAGUUAGUUUUUAGAUUUUCCAAGGAUCGCUCCUUGUGGUUAAUAAGGCUCAGGAUAAGGGGUGUGGGGGGGGUCCGAUAAGGGUCUCCUCAGUCCUGGGACAGUCCUGGAAACCAGGGCUACGGAUGUCACCAGAAAGCUUCGCAGGGCGUAAUGCACAAGUCCUGCCUCACUUCAGUUUUUCCCUCACGCCACUCUAUCCUCAAAACUACUCCUCUGUCACUGCAACCUCAGCUCUUCAAAGACACAAAUACAAGUCAGGUGCUAAUCAUGUCACAACCAUAUAUUUAUCCUCUAUAUGUAGGGCUGUUGUGCAUAGUAAGCGGUGGAUGUUGGGUUAUCAUAGCUUUGCUUCUUCCUUUUUGUUAACACUGACUAUCUCGUUGCUCUCCACAACUGCAUUAACUUGCUGCCUGAAUGAAAAAAAGAUUGCUCUGUGUUCACUUGGCCUUAUGUUAUCUAGUUUGUACCUCAUGUGUGCAGCAGGCUCUACCUGAGAUGAUUACCAUGUUCUGGUUGCUGCAUUGUUUUGUUCAUGUUUUAUUGUGUGCAACUGAAAAACGAUAUAGAGGUGUGUUGAGUUUAGACAUGCACUGUACAGAAAUUGAAAGACAGGACAAGCCCAUAAAAACACUACACUGAUUAUUAUUAUUAUUAUUUUUAAAUAGAGGGGUGGGGGGGGUUCUCUGUAAAAAGCAUGUGAAUGUGAUCCUGUUUAACACGACUGAAAAACAAAACAAAUUAAAGCAAAUUCUUUCAGACAACGUCCAGUACAAGCCAAGUUGUCUUGCUCUCAUGUCCAUGGAGUUUUAUUCCUGUUCCGUUGGAAUAUAUGAUGUUAAUUAACACAAAUUAUAGCAGUUAAUACACAUUUAACUUUCACAGUUUUGAGAAUUGGUCAUGUGUAAUAAUGAUCCAAACACUGGAGGCAGAAGAUGUCAAAUGUUAUUUUGCCACUGCCUCAUUCGAACAGAACUUUUAUUUUGUAUUGAUUUUGUACAGGUGAAGUGAUUCUUUUUCCAUACAUAACAUUGCUUAAAAAUAUGACCAGUCUAGUUGAUGUGUGGAUGAUAGUGGUCAAGUUGUUUUUUAUGGGUUCAUUUCUCUGCUUAGACGACAGAUAUGAACUGUGAAUGUGUUGGAGUAUUUAGAUAUUGUUUGCGAGAAGCCUUGUGUUAAAAAAAAAUUACAAUACUGAAACAAUG